GGAGUGCAGGAGUGAGGAGGAGGAAGAAGAAGAUCGAAGGCCGCACCUUUUUCCUCCUUAUUUCUUGUUCUUACGUACAUUGCAGAAAAAUAAAAAGGGCACAGCGGCGGGAGACGGAAUAUAAAAGGGCGCGGAUCGAGUAGAUCGAGUUCAAUUGGUGAAGGCCUUGUGCUCUCUCUCCCUCUCUCUCUCUCUCUCACGCUCCCGUUGCUGUUCGUCUGCCUGAAUGCCUUCACCAGUGUUCAGGAAAAUCGUGGCGAUUUAUGUGCGGAGGAGCGGGGGAUUAUGUUGGAUUCAAGCAUAAAUGGGUGGAAAUUGGCCGUUAAUCUGUAGGUCCGAUCCUCCACAUAUUUAAGGAACAAGCAGAGUCCAGCGCACAAGACUUUUGGGACCGGCUGUAUGCCAAAUUCUGGGGAUCCUCACCGGCCUGCAUGAGAUUCUUCGAAAUGGCCGUGGCCGUUGAUCAACAUCAUGGAUUUAAGCCCUUCAGCAGAUCCCAGAGAUGCAGACUCCAAUCCUACACUCACCUCGAUCACAAAUUUCUUCAACUCAGCCAAACCAGUUUAGCCCACUCCUUAAACCAAGCAAUUUUCGAAGGUUAUCAUCACAUCCACCGUAGCUUAUCCACCCCAUGCCUAUCCCUAACCACUACACUGGAGGAGGACUACCUCGUCGACACUAAUCCCAGGAUUGAGAUUGUCGGUGGCCACGACGAUCCUAGAGCACGUGCUCUUGUUGUCGAGGUUGCCAUUGCUCUGGCCUCCGGCGUUCAUCCCAUGCCGGUUUCAACUGGGUUAGGCGGCGCCUACUUCUUGCGCGGCCGAAAUGGUAGUAAUAAUAUUGCUGUGGCAAAGCCAGUAGAUGAAGAGCCUCUAGCCUUUAACAAUCCUAAAGGCUUUGGUGGUGGUCGGAUGCUCGGCCAACCUGGCUUGAAACGCUCCGUUAGGAUAGGUGAAACCGGCGUGCGUGAGUUGGCUGCUUAUCUUCUUGACCAUGGCGGCUUUGCCGGGGUUCCUCCAACAGCUUUAGUGAAAAUUUCCAAUGUUGCUUUCCAUGUUAAUAAUUAUGAAGAUCACAUGGCGGAUUAUAAGAUCGCCUCACUCCAACGCUUUGUACACCACAAGUACGACGCCGGAGAGUUGGGUUCUUCUAGCUUCUCAGUAGCAUCCGUUCACCGGAUCGGGAUUUUUGAUGUCCGGCUCCUGAAUCUUGACAGGCAUGCCGGGAAUAUACUUGUUAAGAAGUAUGAUAACAAUUAUUCGGAGCUUGUGCCGAUAGACCACGGGCUUUGCCUUCCUGAGUGGCUGGAUGAUCCAUAUUUUGAGUGGUUGCAUUGGCCUCAAGCCUUGGUUCCUUUUUCCGAGUACGAAAUUGAAUAUAUAUGUAAUCUGGAUCCGUUCAAAGAUGCCGAUCUUCUAAGAACUGAGCUUCCUUCCAUAAGGGAGUCCUCUAUCCGGGUGUUUGUUGUUUGCACCGUUUUCUUGAAGCGAGCUGCGGCUGCUGGGCUUUGCCUUGCCGACAUUGGUAAAAUGAUGACUCGGGAGUUUCGCUGUGGGGAGGAAAAUUUUUUGAGCGCCAUAGAGAUUCUCUGCGCACAAGCCAAGGCGCGUUUGCCUGAUAUUUGUCUCGAUGAUCAGAGAGAAGAAACAAGAAAAGAAAAUGAAAUAUUUGAAUUUGACAAUGAUGGUGAAGAUAGCAGCACUACUUUUAGUGAGGUCUUGGACGACCUUCCUCGUCUGUUAAAGAGCCAUUUUGUGGUGGCUAAGCCGCCAGUUAAAAUCUCAAGGUUUUCAUCCACGGGAUCGAUGGCAGCUGGGUUGCCUGAUGCAGCAUUGCCUCCAUUGUAUGAGGAAAAUGACAGUAGUUUUCAUGAUAAUUACGAUAUCAGUGGCAGCGACGACAAGCAUAAGGUAGGGGGUUUUAUGAAGAGCGUGAGUUUCUCAGUACCCGACAACCAUAAUAGUGAAACCGGGGGGGUUUCUUUUGAAGACAUGAGCGAAGAUGAAUGGGAGUUGUUUUUGGAGAUUUUUGAAGAGCUUUUGCCCGACGAAUUUGAAGGCAAAAAGUGCACGAGCUUGAGGCAAAGGUUGGGAACUUCUUGCAAGUUUUGA
Alnus glutinosa is the source of this 2111-nucleotide messenger RNA. RefSeq names its product phosphatidylinositol 4-kinase gamma 8-like. NCBI's taxonomy places the organism in Eukaryota, Viridiplantae, Streptophyta, Magnoliopsida, Fagales, Betulaceae. Bases 432 to 2111 code for a protein of 559 amino acids. The record is from RefSeq and is a predicted model, not a curated record. The transcript is spliced from 3 exons.